AUGGAAAUUCCAUUUAGAAGCAUGACAACACCAGAUUUAGUACCGUGUAGUGAUCUUAACUGCUUGAACGGUGUGUGUAAAAAUGAUACCUGCGUGUGCUACGAUGGCUGGCAGGGCCCCCAGUGUCAACACUGUGGCGGCAAAAUAAAAUUAACAGAACCAACGGGUAUAAUAACAGACGGUCCAGGCAACUACAGCGUGAGCACGCAGUGUUCCUGGCUGAUAUCGCCGCCCAGACUCGGUCCCAACCCGCCUGUACUGCGCGUGCGCCUCGAGAGUUUUGCGACUGAGUGUGGAUGGGAUCACCUGUAUGUGUACGACGGUGAUAGCGUACGAGCUGAGAAAUUGUUGGCUGUGUUCAGUGGGGUGCUAGAUAAAAGCGGGUCGAGUUGGACUCGCCAGGUGAUAGCUCGAUCUGGGAGUGUGCUAUUGCAUUUCUUCUCAGACGACGCGUAUGCGAUGGAGGGUUUUAAUGUUACGUAUGCAGCGUACUCGUGCCCUUCGAACGAUCAUCGGAAUAAUUGUUCUAAUCAUGGUGAAUGUGACGAAGGUGCGUGCAGAUGUGAAGGCGACUGGGUUGGAGUGGCUUGUGAUGAACCACUUUGUCCGAACGAUUGCAACGCGGAAUAUGGUGCCGGUUUGUGCACCACAAUGGGAUGUGAAUGUACCCCCUCGAAAACCGGGAUAGACUGCAGUAGGGAUAUAAGUAUCGCGGGAUGGGGGUGGGCGUGGAGGGAGGAGGGCGAGGGGGUUGAAACUAGGCCGAAAAAUACCCCGCCCGCCAGUGCUGGACAUGUGUUGUUGAAUUAUUCGGACGAUUUGUUAAGGGUUGGUGGGGAGAUGUUUGGGGAGGGGUCGUUUUUGUACAGAUACAAAACAGCAGAAAAAGAGUGGAUAACAAUGGAGUCGAAAGGUGAAGUACCAUUGCCGAGAUUCGCACACGCGGCCGUCAUAUACGAGGACGAGUUGAUUGUGUAUGGUGGGGUGGUUGCUUCGGAGGAACUAGAGAGAGGCGGCGGUCUGGCGGGACUGGAGGGGCGCGCGGGCGCCGUCACCAACGAGGUGUGGCGCGCGGCGCUGGGCGCCACGCACGCGCACUGGCGCAACGCCACGCCCGCCGCCUGCGCGCCGCACCGAGCGCCGCCCAUCAAGCAUUGCGGUGGCCUCCACCUAUCGGGCCACACGGCCGUGCUGGUACAUAUGGGUGCGACGAAGAAACCUGUUAUGUUAGUUUUUUUUGGUCACUCACCGCAUUAUGGAUACUUGCAUCUUGUACAGGAGUAUUACAUAGAGGAGGGCGUGUGGGCGGCGGCGGCGACGCGCGGGUGGGCGGCGCGCGGCGGUUUCGCGCACUCGGCGGCGUGGGACGCGCUGUCGGCGCGCGUGUACGUGCACGCCGGCCUCGUGUCCGAGUCCGAGGCCACGCAGGCGCCAUCUUCCGCACUCUAUGAAUACGAAGUGGAAACUCGAAUAUGGCGGCCGUUGCCCCCCGCGCCUACCCCUAGAUAUUUACAUACAGCUAUUUUUAUAUCGCCUGGUAUAAUGUUAGUUUUUGGCGGUAACGCGCACAACGACAGCGCCGCCGCCAUCGCCAGCGCCGCUGACCAGUGCUACUCCGCCGAAGCGCUGUUGUACGACGUCAGAUGUAGUACGUGGUACACAAUCAGCGGACCGGAGAGCUCGUCCCGCGCGGCGCACGCGGCCGCCAUGCUGCCGCGCGCGCCGCGCCCCACCGUGAUCGUGCAUGGCGGCUUCGACGGCCGCCUCCGCUCGGACGCGCUGACGUUCACGUCGGGCGGCAAGUGCGGCGCGUGGCGCGACGAGCUCGCCUGCCUCGUGAGCGCGCGGCGCGCGGCCGUCGCGUGCGCGUGGCGGCCCGCCGACCGGACAUGUGUGGCUUUAGAAGAGAUUGGAUGGAAACAAUCACACGAUGAGUCGAUCAAGGCAUGUCAUGUGGAACCUGUGUUUGACGAGCGACGCUGCAACAGCGCGGACUACUGCGCGGCGUGCGUGGCGCUGGGCUGCGCGUGGUGCGGCGCCUGCCUCGCGCCGCAGCGCUGUCUGCGACACUCACACCAGCUGGCGCUCUCCGUGGACGAGUGCAUAGCGACGAGCACGGGCGGCGAGACGUGCGCGCGCUACCACUCGUGCGCCGCCUGCCACGCGCACACGCAUCGACAUCCACACGGCUCAGAAGAGUUAAGUCAACGAGCGUGCUAUUGGGACUACGAUACUGUGAAGUGUCGUCCGGCUAACUCGUCUACUGAUAUAAGAAGUGUAGCAGCGACCACAUCGGGCGUGUGCAGCGCCGCGUGCGCGAGUUUCAAAACGUGCGCCAAUUGUACCGCCGAGGAGUGCAUUUGGUGCGCGUCCGCUGAGCGCUGUGUGGACAAGAACGCGUACGGCGCUUCGUUCCCGCUGGGCGGGUGUCGCGCGUGGUCGACGGGCGGGUGUCCGUCCACGGGUGCGACGGGUGCAUCGGGUGCGACGGGUGCGGGGUGCAGUGCGCACGCGUCGUGCGCCGCGUGCCUCACCGAGCCGGCGUGCGGGUGGUGCGACGACGGGCUGGGCGGGGGCCGGGGGGUGUGCCUGCCCGGAGGGGAUAGGAGGGCACAUCAUCCCCACGUGUGUCCGCAUAAACGAUGGCACUUCACGUCGUGCCCGGCGUGCCAGUGCAACGGGCACGCGGUGUGCGACGCGCGCGCGCGCUGCGUGCGGCCGUGCGGCGCGCGCGCGCUGGGCGCGCACUGCGACGCCUGCGCGCCCGCGCACUGGGGCAGCCCGCUCAACGGCGGCGUGUGCCAGCCGUGCGAGUGCAACGCGCAGGCGGUGUCGUGCGCGGCGGACACGGGCCGCUGCUACUGCAGCACGAAGGGGCUCGCCGGUGAUAGGUGUGAUAAGUGUGAUAACACUAAUCACUAUCACGCUGAUAUGUACAACAAGGGGUGUUAUUACGACCUAGCAGUGGACUACCAGUUCACAUUCAAUCUAUCCAAAAAGGAGGAUCGACACCUGUCGGCGAUAAACUUCCGCAACGCGCCGGUGAAGCCGGACGUGGACGCGGACUUCAGCAUCACGUGCUCGGCGCACGCGCGCAUGAACCUCACGGUGCGCACGCGCAGCGACCGCGCCGAGCGCGUGCUCUUCAGCGACGUCAACUGCACCAACUUUAGAUAUAAGCCCUUCCUGUACAGGUUUGCGAAGUCGGAACACGCUUUCGGUGUUGAAGAGAACGUGACGCUGACGACGUUCUUCGUGUACGUGUACGACUUCCGGCCGCCAUUGUGGAUACAGAUAUCAUUCUCCCAAUACCCCAAGUUGAAUUUGCAACAGUUCUUCAUCACGUUCUCAUCGUGUUUCCUGCUUUUAUUGUUUGUAGCGGCGGCUUUGUGGAAGAUUAAACAGAGAUAUGACUUGUACAGAAGAAGACAGAGAUUAUUUGUAGAAAUGGAACAAAUGGCGUCGCGCCCUUUCAGUCAAGUUAGCAUUGAGUUAGAAAGGGGUGGAGGGGGCGCGGGCGUGCCGGCGCCGGUGGCGCUGGAGCCGUGCCGGUCGGGGCGCGCCGCCGUGCUGUCGCUGCUGGUGCGCCUGCCCACGGGCGGCAGCGGCCGCGCGCCGCCGCUGGGCGGCCUGGCGCUCGCCUCCGCGCUCGUCACGCUGGGCCACGCGCACGCCUGCGCCGCCGCCGCCGCCGCGCACGGCGACCGGUGGAGAAGGGACAACCAAUGUAAA
This is a messenger RNA of Brenthis ino (lesser marbled fritillary), 3732 nucleotides long. NCBI's taxonomy places the organism in Eukaryota, Metazoa, Arthropoda, Insecta, Lepidoptera, Nymphalidae. The record is from the annotation of a GenBank genome assembly.